AUGGCCUUCAAACAUGGGCUGAGUGAACGCCUCGACGAGCUGCGAUUCCCAACCCCACGAUCCCCGCCCUCGGAGUCUGCGUUCCCUGGAUACACUCCUCUUUCCCCGGGCCAUUCGAACUUUGUCUCGGGGUUUUCGACUCGGCCGGCCGGUGAUGUUCGAGCAAACCUGCAACGUCGGUUUACUACCGAUUCAAGCAAGUUUCCAUCAUGGAAUUAUUUGAGACCAAGCUCGGGUUCGGGAUCUAGCUCGGGUUCGGGCCAGAUGCAAGACCCGUUAGAUCUGUUGUCUUCGUUUGAAAAGAAAAGGCAACACAUUGAAUACAUGCGAGAACAAAAACGCCGCUUUGAGGAGGAUAUGAAAAUACUCGAUAUCCAACACGCAAAAGAGAAACUGGAGAUGGCCCAACUCGCUCGGGACAUGGCCCAGGCUGGUAUCUCUGGCCCAGUCAGUGAGCCUACUACCCCGCCUGAGUAUCGUGAUACUGCUGUGUCAGAUGCUUUCAGCCGUCCGGCUCGGUUUUCUACUUCCAACGUGACCUCUUCGCCCAAUUUCUUCAACGCCUUUGCUCCUUCGACUUUGACUUCGCCGCAAGCGACUUCUCAGUCCGCUCAGCAAUCAAUUGACCGUUUCGCUGGACACUCUGUUCCCAGCUCACGACGCAACUCUGAGAAGGAAGACUUCUUCACGGACCCGACUUCUCCCUUUCGCCAGGGGCCAUCUGUUGUCCAUCGGUACUCGCUGCCUUCGGGCAAUCCGAACAACCACUCUCACCGACAGAGUAUUUCUGGUCUGAACGGAUCUCGCUUGGACAGCUUCAAUGUUCCGAAAUAUUUGUUCCCAAGCGAGGACGACAAGUCUCAUCAUCACCAGAGAGAGAUGGAACGCUUGUCGACCCCUGACAUCAAGAGCUACAUCAAGUUGACCGAGCCGGAUGACAAAUUUCCAUCUUUGACUCGUCGGGGUGACUCUAACAUGCUGUCUGCAAACCCCGAUGCGCACGAUCUAGCCAAUGGUCGCGCCCUAGGCUCCGAACACUACUCUCACCAUAGCCGUCACCGGUCGUCUCAUCAAAGCAUGCCUCAGAAUCUCCAAACUUUUGGCCGCUUGGAUCAGGUGACAACUCAACACAGUGAGGAUCCCAACAAUACAUCCCACGUUACUCGCCACAAUGGUCGUCGUUCCAUGGGAAGUCAGAUUUCGUUCAAUGACUGUCGCGAGGAGACAGCGACCCCUGUCGCUUCGAGCCGCCCUACGGCUUUGCAGUCGUCCUAUUCAACGAAUGAUCUGCCCACUGUUAAGGGAAAUGGCACUGGAAUGUCUGUCACUCCUCCGCAAUCUCACAAUGCGAACCUGGGACGAAUUACCCAGAAUGGUGUGAACAACAAUCAGCCUAAGGCUGAUUUCGAUGAGGCCGAGUUCCACGGUAACCAGUCCACACUGCAUGCAGGUGCCCCACCCUUCGGGCCCCAGAUCAGUUCUUUAGCAUCGAACCAGCACCCUUCUGGCUCGCAUGUCCCAAUGGGUCUGCCAUUCGGGGUCCCAGCGGUCACAGGUUCAGUCGCUACUCUCAAUUACGGAAUGCAGCCCUAUGUCGGCCAAGCGAAUCCUAUCAACGGCCACAUGCAAAGCUUUGGAGGGACUGCUGCUUAUAACGGCUAUCCCGGCUAUGGGGGUCCUGCGGUCCGCUUCAGCGAACCUGCUGGCCGUGGAAACAUGGCCCAACGUCGCCAGGAGAGUGAGGCAAGCCAGCUCACGCGUUUCGGGAAUUAUCCCCUUGAACACUACAAGGGCGAACUGUACAGCUUGUGCAAAGAUCAACAUGGCUGCCGAUACUUGCAGCGCAAGUUGGAGGAGCGCAAUCCGGACCACGUGCAGUUGAUCUUCAGUGAGACGUACAUGCACGUUAUCGAGCUCAUGACAGAUCCUUUCGGCAACUAUCUUUGCCAGAAGUUGCUGGAAUAUUCGAAUGAUGAGCAACGUACCGCAUUGAUCAACAAUGCUGCUCCUCAGUUGGUUAAGAUUGCUCUCAACCAGCAUGGAACUCGUGCACUACAAAAGAUGAUCGAGUUCAUCUCGACCCCGCAACAAACCCAGACAGUGAUUAAGGCGCUGCAGCAUCAUGUCGUUGAUCUGGUGCAGGACCUUAAUGGCAAUCAUGUCAUCCAGAAGUGUCUUAACCGGCUCACUUCCGAGGACGCCGAGUUUAUUUAUGAGGCUGUUGGAGCUCGUUGCGUUGUUGUCGGGACUCAUCGCCAUGGAUGCUGUGUUCUUCAGCGCUGCAUUGAUCAUGCCUCUGGUCAACAGAGGGCUCGCCUGAUUUCACAAAUUACAUCGCAUUCGUUUGCUUUGGUCCAGGAUCCCUUUGGCAAUUAUGUUGUGCAAUACAUCCUGGAUCUUGCGGAGCCGAGUUUCACUAACCCGCUGUGCGCUACCUUUGGUGGUAACAUUCCUCAGCUCUCCAAGCAAAAAUUCAGCUCCAAUGUUAUCGAGAAGUGCCUUCGUACUGCGGACGAUUACAUGAAAACUGCCAUGAUCGAAGAAUUCCUAGCCCCCAACGAGCUUGAGAAGAUGCUUCGUGAUUCCUUUGCGAACUACGUUGUCCAGACCGCCAUGGACUUUUGUAACGCCGAAACUCGUAACCGCAUUAUCGAGGCCGUUCGCCCCAUUCUCCCGUCCAUUCGCCAGACUCCUCAUGGCCGUCGCAUCGCGGGCAAAAUCAUGGCUGCUGAUACCAAUCCUCGCAGCAACGGUAGCAGCGCCACCGCCAGUGGCGAAGUGACACCGAAUGAGAUGGGCAAUUCUACUCAGAUUCCUAAGAACCUGUUGCAAAAGCCUUUCGUGUACCAACAGCCUGGUGUUCAGUCCCCGGCAUCCCACGGCGGAUACGGCAAACAGCAUUAUGCGACUCAAUCUUCCCAGAGCUCUGCCUCCACCACUCCUCCGGGACAGAGUGAUACCUCCUCCGUCUACACCACCUCGACUCCGCUGUCCAUGAAGGCUGGACAGCCGCAAAUUCCGAACUACUUCUGA
This is a messenger RNA of Penicillium bovifimosum, 3033 nucleotides long. RefSeq lists its product as uncharacterized. Lineage: Eukaryota; Fungi; Ascomycota; Eurotiomycetes; Eurotiales; Aspergillaceae. Gene Ontology annotation, cellular component: cytoplasm. The coding region runs from base 1 to 3033 and encodes 1010 amino acids. Gene Ontology annotation, biological process: post-transcriptional regulation of gene expression. The record is from RefSeq and is a predicted model, not a curated record. The transcript is spliced from 5 exons. Gene Ontology annotation, molecular function: mRNA binding.